Molecule: messenger RNA, 3786 nt
Organism: Engraulis encrasicolus (European anchovy)
Lineage: Eukaryota; Metazoa; Chordata; Actinopteri; Clupeiformes; Engraulidae
Gene: pld3
Product: phospholipase D family member 3
Exons: 12
Coding region: 189-1727 (512 amino acids)
Molecular function (GO): catalytic activity
Source: RefSeq, a predicted model, not a curated record
UAGAAGUACUCAUAGAAGUAGACUGCCUCAAAUAUAGCAAUAGUUGUUGUCUUCUUGUCCAGUUUACGUGGGAACAACAAGCUGUUUUGGAAGGCGAAACAGGCAGGCAGUUGCCAAGAUCAGACCACAUCGUUCUUUGGUGAGCUGCUAGCUACGGAGGCGUUGUUGGAGCUUAUGGACAUCUAGCCAUGACCACCAGGAUGAAUACCGAUGUGGCGUAUGAGAAGAUGUCAGACGCAGAGUUGGGAAGGGGAGAGGGAUUCGCAAAGUCACACACCUAUUUCAGGUGUCUCCUGCUCUUCACCAGUCUGACAACGGUGCUGCUGGCGCUGCUGUUCCUCCAGGCACUGCUCAUGCCCGGCCUGAUGCCCCCCUCCUCCGAAUCCCCCAGCCAGAGGCUCCCUCUGCCCCCCUCCAUCUCCUCCUCCUCCUCGGACUCCCCAGUCCCCAGGCUCAUCCUGCCGCAAUCCUGCUCCUCUGACCAGUGCAAGGUCUCGCUGGUGGAGAGCAUUCCCGAGGGUCUGGACUUCCACUCCAACGUCACCCACCCCUCCAUCUACAACACCUGGCUGAAGCUCCUGCAAGACGCCCGCACCAGCCUGGACAUUGCAUCCUUCUACUGGACCAUGACCAACAACGACACCAAGACGGACGAGCCCUCCGCCAAGCCGGGUGAGGACAUUCUGAAGAAGCUGGGGAAGCUGUCUGGGACAUUAAAUGUGCGAAUCGCGGUGAGCACCCCCACUGCCUCCCAGCCUCAAGAGAACAUCCAAUUUCUCCAAGAUGCCGGUGCCAAUGUGCGGAUGGUGAACAUGAAGGCCCUGACCACAGGAGUGCUGCACACCAAGUUCUGGGUGGUGGACAAGAAGCACAUCUACAUAGGCAGCGCCAACAUGGACUGGAGGUCUCUCACACAGGUGAAGGAGCUGGGUGCGGUGGUGUAUGACUGCGGGUGCCUGGCGGAGGACCUGGGCAAGGUGUUUGAGGCCUACUGGUACCUGGGACACAGCCAGGUCAUCCCCUCCCCGUGGCCCAGCGAGUACAACACCCCCUACAACAAGGACACUCCCAUGAAGGUCCCACUCAACGGGACGGACUCACGCGUGUACUUCUCGAGCUCCCCACCCCCUCUCUGUCCAGACGGCCGUACUCAGGACCUGGAGUCCAUCCUCAGUGUCAUCAGCGACGCCGAGGAGUUUGUCUACAUAGCCGUCAUGAACUACCUGCCCACCAUGGAGUUCUCCCACCCCAAACGCUACUGGUCGGACAUUGACACGCAGCUGCGUCGCGUGGCGUACGAGCGUAAGGUGCGCGUGCGUCUGCUCAUCAGCUGCUGGGGCAGCACCUCCCCCCUCAUGUUCCCCUUCCUCAGGUCACUCGCCUCCGUACAGGACGCCAAGAAGGGACUCGACAUACAGGUGAAAAUCUUCACCGUUCCUGCCACACCAAAACAGAAGGAGAUCCCAUUUGCCAGAGUGAACCACAACAAAUACAUGGUCACCGAUAAGGUGGCUUAUAUCGGAACGUCCAACUGGUCAGGUGACUACUUUGUGAACACGGCCGGCUCGGCACUGGUGGUGAACCAGACGGACUCGCAGUCUGCGGACGCUACGCUCCAGAGGCAGCUCCAGGCCGUCUUCGACAGGGACUGGAACUCCUCCUACAGCACGCUGCUCAGUCACCAGGGCGACGACAACCGCCGUGGAUACGUGUGCCCCAGCGGCUGAUGAGGAGAAGGAGCAGGAGGAGGAGGAGGAGGAGGAGGAUGAUGAUGAUGUAACCUGACCCCCUUGACUUUAGUUUUCUCACCUCUUGGGCCUUUUGGAGUCAAGACACUCCACCACUCUCCACCAGUAUUGACCCAAACACCCACCCUCAUCAACCAGGGAUGUCACUAGGAAGCUUUACUGGGGUGAAAUAGUUGAUUCUUUUCUCACAGCCUAGGUAAUCUGCUAAAGAGACUAGUUUGCUGCCCCAUCCUAGUGACCACCAUCCCGACCCCCUCAUGAACUGACUCUUAUGACCUCUUGAGCCCCACAGGGCAGCUGCGCAUAUGUUUGGUAUGAUGCCUGAUGUGAUUCCUUCUAGGAAUUAUGUAUAUAUUUUGAAUCAAUUAUUUUCUUAAUUUGCACAGUUGAGCACUCUAAAGCAGUGCAUGUGCCAUUUUAAAACAGGGUGGCUAAUCGGGUGAUGCCGUCUUUGCCAAAAUGUCCUUCUGAGUGUGCCAGGACGUUACAUCACACCAGUAUUUCCUGUCUUAACGCUCCUAGGGUGCACGUCAAUUUACGUGCUCUUGUCCUUUCCUGUGGCUUCCAGCCAUGAUCCAUGAUGCGCGGCUCGACUUCAUCAAUGGUCGACGUUUUUAUUCAGUGUCUUGCAGAAAUGUAAUGCAGAGGUCCCUUGCCAAUUUACAAUAGGGAUGUCAAAUGUACAAUAGGGAUGUCAAACGGAGUGAAGUCCAUUCUGUCACUGGUUGACAGUGGGGAAACUUUGCGUGUAUUGUUUCCUCCAUGGAGACGGGCAACACCAAGGCAGGUGACCAGCAGCAGUAGGAAAGGAAAGGAGGAAGUAGAUCGACUUACACUCCUGGUAUUGAUUGUGCACAACAGCAGACAGUGCAACGACUACAGCCGUCCCUAUUAGUUGUUUCAAUCGAGUUAGGGACAGGGGCAAUAAUGAAUAUUGUUUUUUAUUAUGCUGGAUAAACCAAGUUAAGAGGCAUUCAGUGUGUUAUGAGAUGAAAUGAGAGAGAUGAUCAGCGUGUUUGUCCACAUGUAUCAAGGGUGUCUGUGAAAUGUUACAGCCAGCUGGAGAGGCGCUAUGCAGCCCGUGCAGUCAUGUAACACAUCUGAGGCAGUCAUGUGACUGUGAGUCAUGUGACUCAGUGACACUGAGUCAGCUCUGUGUUUGCACACACAGGGUUAAAAUGACCUCAAACCUCAAACCACAUUGUGACGUAAACAAAGCUACUCCAGCCGCCUGAUUUGGUAGUGGCCAAUGCAUACAGUUGUUGGGGCUCUAUGUGGUGAGAUGUUCGUUAUCCAACUGAGUCGGUUAUAUUGCCCAAAGGUAAAGUGCAGUAACUACUCCAAAACUGAAACUGAGACAAAUGCCUGCAAAGCCUUGAUAUAAGGUUGGAUAUUGUAGUUACUGCAAAUUUGACAUAGCAAUAUCUCUGAAACGGGACACAUUUGGACCGCAAGGCUUUGCCACAAGAUAAAAGAGGUGGUAUGAUAACCAUUUUCAGUCUAAACUCAAUUUUGACAAAAAUAUGUAGUUACUUCACUUUGUAGGCCAUUAUAGCCAUGUCACAUGAUCAGUGCACUAAGAAUACACAGGGCGUUGAAGUGGUGAUUUGGACAACUGUGGUGGUAUCAGUUCAUGGGAGAGCCCUGUUGUUGUGUUAGAAACUAGAUGAUUAAAAGCGUUUGGCAAUUUUAAAAGCCUUAACGGACUACCUGCUGUUGCUUUUUUAGUAUGAGAUUUUCUUAAUAGUGUUAAGAGGUCAGAAAUCACCCGACAUGGACUCCUCUACAACAAACAUUUUUUUUCUGAUCUAUCUGCUGGAAUAUACUUUAUGUUUUAAUACGUAUAACAACAUCCUUUUCAGUGUUACAGAUGAUUUUUUUUUUAAAUACAGACAUACAAUAAUAACUACCAACAGGUAAUACUUCUGAAAUGCACAGAAAGUACUUCUCUAAUAUGUUUAAUCUGGGUGCCUAUUGGGGGAUUUUAAAAAAACAUUCUCAGGAAACGAGGGGUGUAUACUAAUUAAAUGCCUGUUUG